Molecule: messenger RNA, 1240 nt
Organism: Brassica rapa (field mustard)
Lineage: Eukaryota; Viridiplantae; Streptophyta; Magnoliopsida; Brassicales; Brassicaceae
Product: probable RNA-dependent RNA polymerase 5
Biological process (GO): siRNA processing
Cellular component (GO): nuclear RNA-directed RNA polymerase complex
Molecular function (GO): RNA-directed RNA polymerase activity
Source: RefSeq, a predicted model, not a curated record
AUGGUUGUGACCAGUCGUAGCUCUUCAUCUUCCAGACGUUUCUGUUCUUCUUCUUCUUCAUCUCUUGAACCGUCUUCAUCAUCUCCACUCUUUACCAAGCGAUCUAAGGUCAAGAUCGAUACCGCUAUUGAAUAUGUACGCGACGGUGGAAACGGCGGGGUCUUCAUCGGCGAGCGAGGUUCCAUUGAUAAUCAAGGACCGGUUUCGGAUCCUGGAUCGGAAUCUGGAGAGCUGGAGCUUGGAUCCUCUUAUCCGCAAGAUAUGGAUGCCGAGAAGCCGAUGUCUGUGAUGGAGAUCUCUCUUGAAGCCGACACCAACCCUGAAACUGAUGUCUUGCCGACACCUACAAUACCAGUGAACUUGAGUUUAACAAGGCAUUCCUGGGUUAAAAUAACUGCCGAAGAGAUCCAAGGAUGGAAGGAUUUGUCUAUAGUUGCAUUUGAAGUUGCGGUUUGGGAACACUUGGGAAAGGAUUAUUGUUCCCCAACUGACCGUAGAUUGUCACUCGAUUGGGACACUGGCAAGACUCAUCAUUACUACCAGUGUCAUGUAGCUUCAGAUGGAAGUUACACGUUCAAGUGUUUUGACAGGGACUUCUUCUUGUCUCUUGAACCCGUUGGAACAUACUUGCAAAAGGUCUUGGGUGAUGAUAAUGUUUUGACGGUCGUAUUUGAGGAUCUCCAGAAAAAUUCGUCAACUUGUAGUAUAGACCCUUACUCUGCAUACAAAAGGAUUGCCAAGAAUGGUAUCAAGAUUGGGUUACGCCGUUAUCAAUUGUUUGUUUUCAAAGAUGGUGGAAAAGAAAAAAAUAAGAAAGACUUUUCUACAACAGGAGUUAAAUGCUACUUUAUACGCACAGACUCCACAUCUGCGAAUGAUCCAAGAAGUUCUUACAUUUUUUUGGGAAGUCAAUUUAUGAAGCUCGCAUGCAUUUUAUGCACGUGCACACAUUGCCAUCUUCAGACAACUACAUGGUUUUCUUUGAUUCUGUCAAAGACUAAGAAGCUUGAAGUUGACAUGACUGGGAUAACCUUCGAGAUUAUUGAUGAUAUUCACUGCCAUGUACUUUGUUAAUUCUUUUGUCUUUUUGGGAACUCUGUCUUUAAUUUAUGUGUUUGUCCCUAAGAAUAAGUUUGGUUUGUAUGUUUUUUUUUCUUUUUUUGAAAAAGGUCUGUGUUGACAAUUAUAUUAGUGCACUUAGUAAAAUACAAAUAGAGAAAAAUAAUUUUAUAACUUAAAA